Molecule: messenger RNA, 1536 nt
Organism: Fonsecaea erecta
Lineage: Eukaryota; Fungi; Ascomycota; Eurotiomycetes; Chaetothyriales; Herpotrichiellaceae
Exons: 3
Coding region: 1-1536 (511 amino acids)
Biological process (GO): positive regulation of transcription by RNA polymerase II
Cellular component (GO): nucleus
Molecular function (GO): transcription cis-regulatory region binding; zinc ion binding; DNA-binding transcription factor activity, RNA polymerase II-specific
Source: RefSeq, a predicted model, not a curated record
AUGGUGUCACAACUCCCAACACACUCUCCCCGGCCACCCAAAAAAGCAUACCGCAAGACUCGACGGCCGCCUGCUACUCUGCGGACCAAGACCGGAUGCUUGACAUGCCUCCAACGCAAGAAAAAGUGCGACGAAACCGUCGAGGUGUGUCGCAAUUGUUCACGCAGCGGCAUGCAAUGCACAUGGCGCCAUUGUCCCUCGUCCGUGAAAUCACCGGCGAGGAGAGUUUGUAAUGGCAAGACAUCCACGUCGCCGGAGUCUGUGGACGAGAGCACCACUGCGGUUCCGAGGACGGCUCUGGUGUCGAGUGGUGUGCCAGCGACGCUGUACAACGCCUACUCGCCUGUUCUGUUGUCGGAAGCAGUGCCGCUCUUUCAAUACUACACCAAUGUCUAUCUCCCUCAGAUUACUCGGCCACAGACCAACAGUCGGUUCAUUCGAGGGGCCGAGGAAGAGAUCAUCACGAUGGGCUUCCACACCCCGUUCCUGAUGCACGCCUUACUCGCCACCUCCGCCGGCCAUUUGGCAAAGCGAUCGGAACACUACAGAUCGGUUGCAGAGUUCCACUAUGGACAAGCCGUCAAAGGACUCAGACUGAAUCUUCAGAGGAAAGACACUCAGACAGAUAUGGAUGCCGUCUUGCUGGCCAUCAUCGGCCUGUGCAUCUAUUCGUCCGAAUCGUCCGACCAGCGACCUCCCGAAGAAGUGACCAUGCACAUCGUGGGCGCUGCCGAGGCCAUCCUUCAGUGUCUCUCCAACAACCCGAGCCACUACCAUCAGAACCACCACUCCCCGGCCCAGACCGCCAUGCAGCGCCUGAUCCUCGAGUCCUUUUUCUUCCACGCGUCGCGACGGCCCCUGUUCGUGAAGAUGAUGCCCGCGAGACUGACCGCGGUCAGCGAAGCCAUCUCGGUGGUCCACGAGCUCUUCUGCGCCUCGGACGAGCUGCUGGACAACCCGGCCUGGAGUACGUCCCCGCUCCUGGGCCCGAAUCCUACGCUCUUCAUCUACGUCUACCAACUGUCUCUGCUCCAGAGCCAGACCCAUUUGAGUGUCGAGGACGUGAAUUACUGUCUCCAUCUCGAAGCCGAGCUCCGGGACCUGGAGUCGUCGACGAUCGAUAGGACAAGGUCAGUUUCUGAGGACUUAGGAAACGAUAAUGAUGACGACAGUCAUACGCUGCUGGGAGAUCAACUCUACAUCCUCGCCUGCCGGCUUCUGCUGAACCGCAUCCUAGAUGACGGCUCCAUGGCAUUGUCCAGCCACAGGCUGGCCACCCAGGCAUUGCGUAUCAUCCACCUGGUUCCCGCCGGGUCCGACUAUCAUGCGUCCUAUUAUUUCUGGCCGCUGUCCAUCAUUGCCACGUCAAUUUCUCAGUUGGCGGGCCUCGAUCUGGGCGUCGAGCUGUGCGAGGAGAUCCAUGGCAUGCGUGCAGGUAAUCGAUCAACCCCAAAACUGAUAUACUUUCUAUCGACAAUAUGGGAAUAUCAGAAAAACACCACUACGGAUGACGGAAAUUCGGAGUGUCCCAUCUGA